Messenger RNA from Glycine soja, 717 nucleotides. RefSeq names its product basic leucine zipper 6-like. Gene Ontology annotation, molecular function: DNA-binding transcription factor activity; DNA binding. Gene Ontology annotation, cellular component: nucleus. The record is from RefSeq and is a predicted model, not a curated record. Bases 1 to 717 code for a protein of 238 amino acids. Lineage: Eukaryota; Viridiplantae; Streptophyta; Magnoliopsida; Fabales; Fabaceae. Gene Ontology annotation, biological process: positive regulation of DNA-templated transcription. The transcript is spliced from 5 exons.
AUGGAGAACCCUAAAGAAAAUAACAAGGUAGAGAACCAUCAUACGGUGAAUGCAAUUUUGAGUCCUACUUUUGUCUUUUCUGCUACAAAACUAGCAGACCAAUUCGGAUAUGCAGAAGGUAAUCCUACUCCAGAACAACAAAUAUUGGAUCCUAAAUUAAGAAGAAUAUUUUCUAACCGAUUUGCUGCCCAAAGAUCAAGGGAGAAGAAGAAAAAUCAUUUAGCCAAUUUGGAGAUUCAAAAGAAAACUUUUGAGAAUGAAAUAGCCCAAAAACAACAACUACAAGAUUUGUACGAAAAUAAGAGGCAGACUCAGAUAGUAGAAGAAGAAACAAUGUACCAGGAAAUUGAUAUUCUUAAGAAUUAUUCAAUGUUCAAAGAUGCUGAAAUUGAGAAGGACAAAGGUGAAGUGAUUAGGGAGAGGGAACUCCAAGUGAUAGAGAAACAAGAGGAAUUGCAAGCACAUUUGGUUAACUUGAAUAUUGGUCCACAGGAGCCUGUGUCCAAUUAUCCAACCUCAAUUUAUUAUGCAAACUCAUAUCCAGUUGCAGCAAAUGAAGUGGAUCCACUUGAGUCAUACAUACCACCAGAGCCAAGGGAGUUGCGGUUUCCUGCUGUGCCAAAUUUGCAUGAUUUGAACUUGAGUCUACCCAACAACAUGGGAUCGGUGGAUCAGACAAAUCUUACAAGGGGAACCGCUUUGAACCACAAACCUUAA